AACUUGAUUUUAGGUUUGCCGAUUCAAGUCCGGGAUGCCGGACUCUCCCUUAAGGAUGAAAUGCCUAAAUCUGACGUUAAUAAAGAAUACUACACCCAGAACAUGGAAAGAGAGAUAGCCAACUCUGAUGGCACCAGACCAGUUGGUGCUCUAGGCAAAGCUACUUCCACAAGUGACAUGCUGCUGAAGCUGGCCCGGACCACCCCUUACUACAAACGGAAUCGCCCCCAUAUCUGCUCCUUCUGGGUGAAGGGAGAAUGCAAGAGAGGAGAAGAGUGUCCCUACAGACAUGAGAAGCCUACAGAUCCAGACGAUCCUCUGGCUGAUCAGAACAUCAAAGAUCGUUACUACGGAAUUAAUGACCCCGUGGCUGAUAAACUUUUGAAGCGAGCAUCAACCAUGCCUCGUCUGGACCCCCCUGAUGACAAGACUAUUACUACCCUGUAUGUUGGAGGGCUUGGAGAUACUAUCUCCGAGGCAGAUCUCAGAAAUCACUUCUACCAGUUUGGGGAGAUCCGGACAAUAACUGUAGUACAGAGGCAGCAAUGUGCUUUCAUCCAGUUUGCCACCCGGCAAGCUGCAGAGGUGGCUGCUGAGAAAUCCUUCAACAAACUUAUUGUCAACGGUCGCAGGCUCAAUGUCAAGUGGGGCAGGUCUCAGGCAGCAAGAGGAAAAGAAAAGGACAAGGAAGGAACUACGGAAUCUGGGAUAAAGCUGGAGCCGGUUCCUGGACUCCCGGGAGCUCUCCCCCCGCCUCCAGCUGCCGAGGAAGAGGCUUCUGCAAAUUAUUUCAACCUACCUCCGAGCGGCCCUCCGGCCGUAGUGAACAUCGCCUUGCCGCCGCCUCCUGGCAUCGCUCCACCGCCACCUCCAGGUUUUGGACCACACAUGUUCCAUGCCAUGGGCCCCCCUCCACCCUUCAUGAGAGCACCAGGCCCCAUCCACUACCCCUCUCAAGACCCCCAGAGGAUGGGUGCCCAUGCAGGGAAGCACAGCAGCCCCUAGCACAUCGUCCCCCUUCCAUCCUUUGAGUAAAUGUUAUUUUCUAGUUUCCAUAGUAGCACCAUAUGUUGAGCUGUGGGCGAAGCCUUCCUUCCCUGCUUGCAGACCCUGGGCGAGCUGAGCCCUGCGCUGCCCUAGCUGCUCGGAUCAUUGGUGUGUCCCCAGUCUUGCACGUAGCGUUUGGAGGGUGGGGAUAGGGCAGGGGCCAGGCAGAAGGGCUAUCCAACAGGCCGUGGAUCAGUCGUAGUAGAAUUACAACGCUGUCAGUGUAUCCCAUUUUGCACAUUUUUGAAAUAAACAUCUGGAAAAAC
Messenger RNA from Tinamus guttatus (white-throated tinamou), 1313 nucleotides. NCBI's taxonomy places the organism in Eukaryota, Metazoa, Chordata, Aves, Tinamiformes, Tinamidae. The record is from RefSeq and is a predicted model, not a curated record.